Messenger RNA from Danaus plexippus (monarch butterfly), 1314 nucleotides. RefSeq names its product L-xylulose reductase-like. The record is from RefSeq and is a predicted model, not a curated record. The transcript has 5 exons. Gene Ontology annotation, biological process: glucose metabolic process; xylulose metabolic process. Bases 318 to 1052 code for a protein of 244 amino acids. Gene Ontology annotation, molecular function: carbonyl reductase (NADPH) activity; L-xylulose reductase (NADPH) activity. NCBI's taxonomy places the organism in Eukaryota, Metazoa, Arthropoda, Insecta, Lepidoptera, Nymphalidae.
AGUAUAUUAUUCAAGUUUAAUAACAACCGUUCAAGAUGUUAUCAAAUUGAACUUGUCAUUGCGUCACUUAAAGUCAACGAAAACAAUAUUUUUUAACAUGCCAUGGCUUCAUUCGCACUGGAAUCGGAAUAUUUGGCCAAUCUCAGUUUUUAUUUGUUGAUAAAAUAUUUAUUGUUUCAUCCAACAAAUAAAAACGUUGAUAUUGGCAAAAUGUUCCAAGAUUCCAGUGCGAACAAAGUAAUAACACAAAAAAAAAAUUGUAAACGAUCGAAAUAAUAGAACAUUCCUUAUCAUUAACAAUACGAUUAAGAAUAAAGAUGGUCAACUAUUUUGAUGGAAAAAGAAUUUUAGUGACAGGGGGAUGUUCAGGUAUUGGAAGAGAGACUGUUUUAGAGCUGUGGCGUCUCGGUGCAAAUGUCGUUGCAUUAUCACAACAACCAGAUAACCUUGAGCUAUUGAACAAACAAUAUCCAACGAUAGCAACAGCAUGUGUGGACCUCAGCGAUUGGGAAAAAACAAAACAAGCUGUGGAUUCUCUUGGAAUUUUUCACGGAUUAGUAAACUGUGCCGGUUUUAUAAAAACGGAGUCCUUUUUGGAAUGUAGCUCUGAGAAUUUUGAUUGUACCAUGAACGUGAAUGUUAAAGCCAUUCUCAACGUGAGUCAGAACGUAGCAAGAAAAAUGAUUGAGCAUGGGAUCAAAGGAUCUAUAGUUAAUAUUUCAUCGCAAGCGUCUAAGGCGGCAUUGAAAGACCACGUCGCUUACGCAGCGUCAAAAGGGGCGGUUGAUUCAAUGACCCAAGUAAUGGCACUCGAACUUGGACCUCACGGUAUAAGGGUCAACGCAAUCAAUCCAACCGUCGUUAUGACUGAAUUAGGACGAAGGGCGUGGGCCGAUCCUGAAAAGGCCCAAACAAUGCUGUCCAAAAUACCGCUAGGAAGGUUUGCAGAAAUAAAUGAAGUAGUUAACGCUAUAACAUUUCUGCUAAGUGAUAAGUCAAGUAUGAUCAACGGUGUACAGCUUCCGGUGGACGGCGGCUUCCUUGCUACGUGAUUAUUAAUAACUAUAAUAAAAAUCAAAUGAAAGAAAAAAGGAGUGGUUAUUUUAUUCGGUUUAUUGUGCCAAAGGAAUCAUACAUACUGGACGUAGAAAACAAUGCAAGCAUAAUAAUUUUAGGUAAUAAAAGCAUAUUAAUAUGCUAAGCUAUACAAAUCGCGGGAAAUAAUGAGCACAAUGUAAACUAAAUGUUGAGUUACACAUUGUUACAAAUCACAUUUGAAUAUAAUACACCCGAAUCGAGGAGGGAACUCUCAUA